Messenger RNA from Paramecium sonneborni, 931 nucleotides. Lineage: Eukaryota; Ciliophora; Oligohymenophorea; Peniculida; Parameciidae. The record is from the annotation of a GenBank genome assembly.
AUGUUGCCAAAAUUAAAUCAAAGUUCUUCAGUGUAAUCAGUAAGAACAUCUGAAGAUUUCAGUUUAAAUGAAGCUAAAAGGAAAUAAAAAUAACUUGAAUUAGAAUCUUAGAAUGUUGAGAAUAGAAUCAAAUAAUUAAAGAAAGAAAAUGAGAAACUGUCAAAAAAAGUAGAAAUAGCAGAACAAUUAGCACUUGAUGUAUAUGCUUAACGACUUGCAUAGAAGUAGAAAGUAAUUAUUUCAGGUGUAAUAAAUAAAAUAGAAAGAACAGAAAUAACAUUAACUAUCUUUGAUUGAUCCAGCAAAAUAUUAGUAAACUUAAUAUGAAAGAAUGCAUUUAAAAAAGAUGAAAUAAGAAGUAAAAGAGAUGAAACAUUAAGAUGCAUAAUUAAUGAAAAAAUCUAUAAAAUUUGAAUUGAUGAGAACAAAUGAUGAGCAAUCAAAAAUAGCUUAAAAUUUAAGAUUGAAAGCAGCAUUAAAGAAAGAAGAGGAGAAAUUAUCAUAAGCAGUGAUAUAGGAGAAACUAUAAGAAAAAUAAUAAAAGGUGAGAUUAGAAUAAGAGAGAGAGAGAUAGAAAAUAAUAAUGGAGAAUGAGAAAUAGGAGUAUUAAAUAAAGUAAUUAGAAGCAUAGGAAUUAAAAUUGGUAGAAAGAUUAUAAGAAACUUAAUAAAGAGAAAUAGCAGUUAAAGAAAAAUUAAUGGCAGCAACAAGAUUACCACCUGAAGAUUUUGAUAGAACUUAUUUAGGAGGUUAAUCAAUAAUAUGUGAUUAAGAAAAAUAAGUAAAAAAUAUAGAUAUAAAAAAUAAGGAAUAAAAAUAAGAAGAAUAAAAAGAGUAAUAAGAAGGAGGUUAAUAAGGAGAAGGAGGAGAAUAAGGAGAAGGAGGAUAAGGAGGAUAAGGAGAAGGAGGAUAAGGAACAUAAACUGAAUGA